UUCCCGCCAAAACUAUAGUGAACCUUUUUUUUUCCCUCGGAGAGCUUUGUACGGUCCAAUCGCCACCCCAUGACCGGAGAAAUGGCGGUGAACGGGAAGAUUCAACAGAAAUUGACGACGCCGAUCGGUCUCGGUAUAGCACUGUCGAUUUAUUUCUCCGGUAUCGAUUUCCAUGUCGGUGACCCUCAAUUCCGAUUAGCCUCUGAGCUUGUUCGCUUCUUCUCUGCUCCUUCCGGUGAACAAUUCGUUUCUCAGGUGAAGGAGGUUGAUGGCAUGUUCUUAUUGCCACUGGACUUUCAGCAAUUCCGAAAACUUUGUGAGCUCCAAGAAUUUUAUACAAUUUUAGAGAGUAAAUCUAAAGAUGCUCUGUUGUGUAUGAGUGCUGCAUUACACAAGGUUUACUUUAUGAAAUUGGGGGAUGACAGUUUUGAUGAUUUUGUGAAGAUAAAUAUACGUCUCCACAACUAUCCUCAAUCAAUGAUUGCAUUGAAGAACCUAAAAGCUGCUUAUAUAGAUAGGCUUGUCUCUGUACGUGGUACAGUGGUAAAAGUUAGCACAGUUAAGCCUCUGGUGAUGCAAAUGUGUUUUGCAUGUACUAAGUGUGGAACCAGUAUUACUCGUGACUUUCCAGAUGGAAAAUUUUCACCUCCACCAGUAUGUGAAUUGCAUGGUUGUAAAUGUAGGACUUUUAAUCCCAUAAGGUCUACAGCUCGAAUUAUAGACUUUCAGAAAAUAAGAAUUCAGGAGCUGCUGAAAUCUGAACAUCAUGAAGAGGGACGGGUACCUCGAACUGUUGAAUGUGAACUAACUGAAGAUCUUGUGGAUGCAUGCAUCCCUGGGGAUAUUGUGACUGUCACUGGUAUUAUUAGGGUGAUUAACAAUUACAUGGAUAUUGGAGGAGGAAAGUCGAAAGGCAAGAAUCAAGGACUUUAUUAUUUGUACCUAGAAGUAGUAUCUAUUACAAACUCGAAGUCUCAGUCAACACCUGAGGGUUCACAAGAUAACCCUAAUGCUCGAGCUACAGACCUACUUGAUUUAUACUCAUUCUCUCCAAAGGAUUUGGAGUUUAUUGUUAAGUUUUCUGAAGAACACGGUUCUGAUGUCUUUCGACAAAUACUUCAAUCUGUUUGCCCCUCGAUCUACGGUCACGAGCUUGUUAAAGCGGGAAUUACAUUAGCUUUAUUUGGUGGUGUACGGAAGCAUUCCAUGGAUCAGAAUAAGGUUCCUGUGAGAGGAGAUAUCCACAUAAUAAUUGUCGGUGAUCCUGGAUUGGGUAAAAGUCAACUACUUCAAGCGGCAGCUUCCAUUUCUCCCCGUGGCAUAUAUAUUUGUGGUAAUGCAACAACUAAUGCUGGCCUUACUGUUGCUGUUGUCAAGGAUCCUUUGACCGGUGACUAUGCGUUUGAAGCAGGUGCUAUGGUUCUUGCAGAUAGUGGAUUAUGUUGCAUUGACGAGUUUGACAAAAUGUCUGCUGAACAUCAGGCCUUAUUGGAGGCUAUGGAACAACAGUGCGUCUCUGUUGCAAAGGCAGGACUUGUUGCAAGUUUGUCAGCGCGAACAUCUGUUUUAGCAGCAGCAAACCCUGUUGGUGGCCACUACAACCGUGCAAAAACUGUGAACGAGAACUUGAAGAUGAAUGGUGCUUUGCUUUCACGAUUUGAUUUGGUGUUCAUAUUACUUGAUAAACCUGAUGAGGUGCUGGACAAGCGACUCUCUGAACAUAUUAUGUCACUUCAUGCAAAGAGUGUAGAGCAGCCACCAGUCGCAAAACGGUUAUGUACAGCCUUGCUGGAUGUUGGAGAAAUUGACAUGAAUACAAAAAAGGGUUCUUUAGUUGCAAGGCUGAGACUUGACCCUAAGAAAGACAGUGGUUUUGUUCCAUUGCCUGCCCCUCUUCUGCGUAAAUACAUUGCUUAUGCAAGAACUUAUAUAUUUCCUAGGUUGUCAAAUGUGCUUCCUUUUAUGUUUGAAAGUUUUAGCUACUCUUUGAAACUUUUACUUAUCUUCUUGUCAUUUGGUGCAAGGAUGACAAAACCAGCAGCAGAAAUCUUGCAGAAGUUUUACUUGAAGUUGAGGGAUCAUAAUACGUCCGGUGAUGGUACACCAAUAACAGCAAGGCAAUUAGAGAGCUUGGUAAGGUUAGCAGGAGCUCGAGCUCGAGUAGAUCUAAGAGAAGAGAUAACUGAGCAAGAUGCUCUGGAUGUUGUGGAAAUAAUGAAAGAAUCAUUAUACGAUAAGUAUGUUGACGAACAUGGAUUUGUGGAUUUUGGACGAAGUGGGGGAAUGAGUCAGCAGAAAGAAGCAAAACGGUUUUUGAGUGCCUUGCAUAAGCAAUCAGAAUUGCAGCAAAAGGAUUGCUUUUCAAUUUCUGAAAUAUAUAGUCUGGCUGAUCGGAUUGCAUUAAUGGUUCCAGAUAUCGAUACAUUCGUGGAUAAUCUUAAUAGUGUUGGUUAUUUACUAAAGAAGGGUCCCAAAACAUAUCAGGUUCUAUCUUCAUCUUAUUCACAAACAUCAAGGUCAAGAGGAUAGUCGAGCAACUCUAAGGCCACAACUAAAUCAUGUAUCAUUCUGUUUAUUUUCGAGAAGAAGUGCCAUUUUGGCUUCUAAUAUGUUCCUUUCAUGUAAAUAGUUUUAACUACGUGACAUUUUAGGCUAUUCUGAAGAAAUCAAUACAAGUAUAUCGAGAGCAAA
Messenger RNA from Solanum pennellii, 2691 nucleotides. RefSeq names its product probable DNA helicase MCM8. The transcript has 16 exons. Lineage: Eukaryota; Viridiplantae; Streptophyta; Magnoliopsida; Solanales; Solanaceae. Bases 70 to 2529 code for a protein of 819 amino acids. The record is from RefSeq and is a predicted model, not a curated record. Gene Ontology annotation, cellular component: nucleus; MCM complex. Gene Ontology annotation, molecular function: single-stranded DNA binding; ATP binding; ATP hydrolysis activity.